This is a messenger RNA of Trichechus manatus latirostris (Florida manatee), 1674 nucleotides long. RefSeq names its product matrix extracellular phosphoglycoprotein (gene MEPE). Gene Ontology annotation, cellular component: extracellular matrix. NCBI's taxonomy places the organism in Eukaryota, Metazoa, Chordata, Mammalia, Sirenia, Trichechidae. The coding region runs from base 1 to 1674 and encodes 557 amino acids. The record is from RefSeq and is a predicted model, not a curated record. Gene Ontology annotation, biological process: biomineral tissue development. The transcript has 4 exons. Gene Ontology annotation, molecular function: extracellular matrix protein binding.
AUGCAUGUUGUCUGUUUGGGACUGCUCCUUUCCAGCCUGACCUGGGCAGCACCAACAUUUCAACCACAGACUGAGAAAACUAAGCAAGACUGUGUGGAAGAACAGAAGAUAACGUACAAAGACCACCAUGAGAAACAUGGGUAUUAUAUUUUUAAGUAUGUUUACACAUCACCUGGAAGGAAAAAUCAAACUGACAUAAAGCCAGAAGAAAGGAACAAAGACGAUACUGCUCUUCGCCAUCCUGGCAAGAAAAGAAAACAAGAUCUGCCUCCUAAAGAGAACGUUGUCUGGGAAAGAGAGAAAGUCUUGCUCCUCCUUGAAGCCAAUGAAAAUAAUCAAAGUAGCAAAUCCCAAAAUAUUUUUGCAAAUAGAGAAACACAGCAUGAAGACCAUAGCAUUAGUAACAAAGAGAAUGCCCACGAUGGUCUAAAGAUGUCCAUUUAUCCUGAAUCCACUGGGCAUAAUGGGGCUGAGAAUGGGGACAAUGCUAUCAGCAAACAACAUGACCAAGAAGAAUAUAGUGCGGAUCUCAUCAGAAAUAACACGCAACAUCUAACGAGACCAGUGACUGUAAUUGCACCCUUGAGGGAAGAACGCAAAAAGAAGAAACCUAGAAAUGUUCUAAAAAAAUUCCUCAGAGGUGCUAACUAUGCUGAAGUCUUCUCAAAAGGUAAAAAGAAUCAUCAAAAAGAUGCCCAAGUCCAUAAUAUUCCAGUCAAAAGCAAAAGCACCUAUCACAUCCAACGCAACUCUGACUACCUUAAACAGCUCCCAAAAGUCAAAACAAUCUCCAGUGAUUUUGAAGGCAGUGGUUACACAGGUCUCCAACAGAGAGGAGGCAAUGAUAUCUCCCCUUUCAGUGGGGAUGGCCAGCCUCUUGAGGAUAUUCCUGGUAAAGGAGACGCUACUGGUCCUGACGUAGAAGGUACAGAUACUCAAAAGGGGUUUUCAGGCCCAAGUGAAGCUGAGACUACUGAUCCUGACACAAGAGGGCCAGGUUACAAUGAGAUCCCAGAGAAAGAGGAAGAUAGUGGAAAUGCCAUUGGAAGCAGGGACACAACAGCAAAAGAGGCAAAUGCUGCAGGUGUUAGCCUUGUGGAGGGCAGCAAUGACAUCACAGGUAGUACCAAUUUUAAGGAACUCCCUGGAAAAGAAGGAAACAGAGUAGAUGCUGGUAGUCAAAAUGCUCAUCAAGGGAGAAUAGAAUUUCAUUACCCUCAUGCACCGUCAAAAGAGAAAAGAAAAGAAGGUGGUAGUGAUGUAACUAAAAGCACUGAUUAUAAUGAAAUUCCUAAAAAUGGCAAAGGUAGCACUCGAAAAGGUGCAGAACAUUCUAACAGGAACCAAGAAACCUUAAAAGAAAGACAAAGAUUUUCUGGUAAGGGGAAGAGCCAGGGCCUGCCAAUUUCUUCUCCAGGUUUUGAUAAUGAAAUAAGUUUCCACAAUGGCCCCACUAAUGGGAAAAAUACAGUAAUACACAGCAAUGGCAGAAAAAAUAAUCAUGUACCCCAUAGACAAAAUGCUGCAACAUGGAAUAAGGGUAUGUCACAAAGGAAAGGCUCUUGGGAUUACAGAAGACCCCAUUCCAAUAGAAGAAGUCCUAGGCUCCCUAGAAAGGAUGAUAGCAGUGAGUCCUCUGAGAGUGACAGUUCAAGUGACAGUGAUGGUGACUAG